Antrostomus carolinensis (chuck-will's-widow) is the source of this 2289-nucleotide messenger RNA. It is a transcript of the gene LVRN, whose product is annotated as laeverin. The record is from RefSeq and is a predicted model, not a curated record. The transcript has 19 exons. Gene Ontology annotation, molecular function: peptide binding; zinc ion binding; metalloaminopeptidase activity. Gene Ontology annotation, biological process: proteolysis; peptide catabolic process. NCBI's taxonomy places the organism in Eukaryota, Metazoa, Chordata, Aves, Caprimulgiformes, Caprimulgidae. Gene Ontology annotation, cellular component: cytoplasm; membrane. Bases 1 to 2289 code for a protein of 762 amino acids.
AUGCUGAUUGCGUCUCAACUGGAACCAACGUAUGCCAGGACAGUUUAUCCAUGUUUUGAUGAACCUGCCAUGAAGGCCACAUUUAAUAUCAGAAUAGUCCAUGACCCAAGCUAUGUGGCUCUUUCCAAUAUGCCUGCUAUUGAUGUAUCUGAAAUGAAGGAUGAAAAUGGAAGCCUGUGGACUGUUACCACAUUUAACACUUCGCUGAAAAUGUCAACUUACUUGACUGCUUUUGUGAUUUGUGAUUUUGAUUAUGUCACCAGAACUGAGCGGGGAAAUGAGAUACGUAUUUGGGCUCGGAAAGAGGCAGUUAAAAAUGGCUAUGUUGACUAUGCUUUAAAUAUCACAGGCCCAAUAUUUUCAUUUCUAGAAGACUUACUUAAUGUCAGCUACCCUUUGCCAAAGACAGAUCUGGUUGCACUGCCUGAUUUUGGAGCAGGUGCCAUGGAAAACUGGGGGCUAAUGACUUUCCAAGAAUCAUCAUUGAUGUACCUCCCAAGUGAUAAACUCACAAACAGAAAGGCAAUGAUUGCCAUAAUUGUGUCACAUGAGCUAGGACACCAGUGGUUUGGAAAUCUGGUUACAAUGAACUGGUGGAACGAUCUGUGGCUUAAUGAGGGACUGGCAUCUUACUUUGAGUAUCUGGGAGCUACCUUCGUUGAACCCAAGCUUUCACUGGAUAAAAUCUUUUAUGAUCAUGUUGUACAACCUGUCUUAAGGGAAGACAAUGAAAUAGGAGUUCGAUCACUGUCAGAGAGUGAAGACAAGAUCAAAGGAUCAUUUUCUUUAAUGUCUCUGUUUGACAGCAUCACAUACAACAAGGGAGCUUCUGUUACCUGGAUGCUUUCUAGUUUCCUGACCAAGAAGUUGUUUAUCAGAGCACUUAGUUCAUAUCUGAAAGAAUUUUCCUUCUCAAAUGCUAACCAAGAUGAUCUCUGGACCCACAUACAGAUGGUUGUAGAUGCACAGGAUGAAGUUCAGUUGCCAGCAUCUAUAAAACAAAUAAUGGAUUCCUGGACAUGCCAAAAUGGGUUUCCAGUUUUAACAUUAAAUCUAACCACUGGCACAAUCAGUCAGGAACAAUUUCUUAAUAAAAAGAAGGAAAACAGUACUGAUUCUUACAAUAACACAUGGAUUAUUCCUAUUUCUUGGAUGAGAAAUGGAUCAUCACAACCCUUAAUAUGGCUUGAUAAAAGCAGCAAAGUGUUUCCUGAAAUGCAAGUACCGGAGUCAGAAUAUGACUGGAUCCUGCUAAAUGUAAAUCUAAGUGGAUACUACAGAGUGAACUAUGAUCAAUUAAACUUGAAAAGAUUAGCAUGCUUGCUUGAAAAUGAUCCAAAGGCUAUUCCCGCUGUCAGCAGGUUCCAGCUGAUAGAUGAUGUUUUUGCAUUGACACAGUUUGGAUACAUUCAUAUUGAAACAGCGCUUGAACUAACAAAGUACCUUGGCAGAGAAGAUGAACUCUUCAUAUGGAAUGUGGUAUUAUUAAACCUAGUACCUGAGAAUUUGGAAAGUACUCUGAAAAACUAUGAAGUGUAUCCGCUUUUAAAGAAAUACCUUUUAAAGAGAAUGUUGCCAAUAUACCAUUAUUAUGCAGGUUUUAUUCGUCAAAAUGUUGAUGCUUUGGAAGAUGACUAUUUUGCUCAAGUGUAUUUGGAAAAACUUUUUGCAACAGCCUGCUGGCUGGGCCUUCAGGAUUGUUUGAACCUGUCAUCUGAACUGUAUGCUAAAUGGAUGGACAACCCAGAGUACAAAAUUCCCUUUUUAAUUAGAAGAACAGUCUGCUGUUACGGUGUUGCAGUGGGAAGUGAUAAGGAAUGGAAUUUUGCAUGGGAAAUGUAUAAUCAUACCGACUCCACAAAGGAAGAUAAAGACAUCCUGCUCUCUGCCAUGAGCUGUGCCAAGGAUUCAUGGUUACUUUACAGAUACUUGCAAUAUGGACUCAGCGAUACAUUAUUUUCUUCCAAUUGUACUUCUAUCAUCAUCUUAUAUGUGGUGACGAAGGAUAUUGGGCACCGUAUAGCCUGGGAAUUUGUUACGGAAAAUUGGCCACUUUUAAGUGAAAGGUGUGGGAAGGAAUUAUUACAUGAUGUAUUAAAAGCCAUGGGAAGAUUUGUCAAUACAGAUGUACAGAUCAAAGAGUUGCAGGUUUUUUAUAAUAGUACACUGGAAGAGGAUGAGAGAGUGGCUACUACUCUACUACUGGAGUUCACAAAAUUUGAAAAUAUGGAAAGGAGAGAGCAGCUAAUCAAAGUUGCCAAGUGGUUACAGAAAAAUGUAGAUAAUUGA